Puntigrus tetrazona (Sumatra barb) is the source of this 777-nucleotide messenger RNA. Its product is annotated as regulator of cell cycle RGCC-like. Gene Ontology annotation, biological process: regulation of cell cycle. Lineage: Eukaryota; Metazoa; Chordata; Actinopteri; Cypriniformes; Cyprinidae. The record is from RefSeq and is a predicted model, not a curated record. The transcript has 5 exons. Bases 145 to 459 code for a protein of 104 amino acids.
AGACUUUACUGUAACCACGGAGACCGAGCCGUGCUCUGAUUGGUCGGCGCACUACGCGCUGGGUGGAGUCGGUGUACAUCGGAUAGGAACUCAUCGUACAAAUUUGAGAAUCAGUUUCCAGCACUCUUCACAGAAUACCACAGGAUGUCUACAGCAAAAUGUUCAGAGAUGGAUCUGGAGCUGGGAGACUUGCUGCGGGAGUUUAAUGAUGUUGUGAAGGAGCUGAGCACGCCUCACGCCUCUGAACACGUGCUGAGAGAUGUGAAGAGAAACACAGCGCUGACUGAUGGAGACGACUCAGACUACUGCAGCGAAGCUUCGCUGGUAAACAGCUUGAACGCCAGUCAAGAGGAGCUCAACAUCUCAAGCAUGACUACAGCCUCAAAAGCCAGGCUCGGGGAUACCAGUGACCUACAGAGCUUCAUUGAAAACCUGGACAGAGAGCUUGCAGAGAUGUGAGAUGACAGGACACACGUGAUCAGAGAGAGCGCGCCACGUGACGCUGAGCACCUGAAGAGCUGACAUUUAGCAAACCGUAAUCUCUUGCUUCCACACACACAAAUCACGCUGAAGAAAAACAGCUUGAAGACUUCAUUUUUUCCCCUUCACUAAGGAACAAGAGCUCACGGCGUCAAGAAGAACGACCAAGUUUCUCGGAAGAUGUUUUAUUUUCAUGAAUACUUAGCACAUUUAUAUGAAAAGCACAAUGACUUGUAAGUUAUUUACUGUUAAUACCUAUUUUUCAUUUUUUGAAAUAAAGAUGUGUAAUUAAUUUAA